Molecule: messenger RNA, 1193 nt
Organism: Nanorana parkeri
Lineage: Eukaryota; Metazoa; Chordata; Amphibia; Anura; Dicroglossidae
Gene: GINM1
Product: glycoprotein integral membrane 1
Exons: 8
Coding region: 125-1114 (329 amino acids)
Source: RefSeq, a predicted model, not a curated record
UAUACGUCUGGUGAAGGAUAAGAAGGAGAGAGAGACGCUGUAAUAUUUGACACUUUCCUCCUCCCUCUUCCCUUAUGCGCUCCACCUCUUCCCAGUUCAUGCCUGUUGUGCAGUGUGGAAGAAGAUGGUGCGGAGUAAAGUGCAGUGUAUAGGGCCGGCCUGGAGUUGCCUGCCUGUGUCUUUCCUUGUCUUCGUACUUCUCGUGUGUGACAGCCAGAGCAUCGCAGACGUAGCAGCCUUACAGGAACUUAUAAGAGUUAACGUGUCAACCCAGCAUGACAACAAGACGAUAAUAGAACAGGUGGCAUUUAAUAUCAGCUAUGAAAGAGGACAGAUGCAUCUGAAUGGAUUUCCUUUAAGUAAAGGUGUUUCAAGAAUAUCUUGCAAAAUGUACACAAUGGAAUAUGGCUCGCCCGAUGAGCAGUCAAGCGUUGUACGCGAGGCUUUGGUCAGCAUGCGAUUACUCAUUUCACACUGGCCCACAAAUUCCAGUACUGGAGAAACUAAGAUCAUUGUUCAGCAACAAGUGGUUGAAAUUGAUGGAAAUCAGGUUUAUCAAAAUGUGACAACGGAGAUGGAACUUGUAGUCAGUACAACUAUGGAAGUACUUCAGCACAUGAUGUCCGCUGUCAUUUUGAAUGAUACUUGGCUUCACUCCAUUCCAAGGACCAGCGAUGUUUUAUUUACCUUUCCCAAUAUCCCACAAGCUGCAGGUGACAGCGUUCCACAGGAAACCACGAGGGAGUAUAAUGUAAGGCAGAACACAACUAUAGAUGAAGAUCCAUUUCCAGGAAAGCUUCCAGAAACCCCUCUCCAAGCAGUGAUCCCAUCUUCAUCAUAUAAGGUGAUGUGCCAAUUUGCAGAUGAUCUGAGAGAUAAACUCUGCCUCAUCUGGAACGGCCUUUAUCCAGUCUUACUUAACCUUAUGGAAGUUUUCUUUGUGGGAGUCAUAACUGCUGCUUUUGUCUUGGAGCUACUGAAGUUAGUUUAUCCAUCAAGAGAAAACAGAGGAAUCCUGCAACCCAGUGAUAUCAAGGAUUCUGCCCUGCUUGUUCCUUUAAUGUUAAGCCAUGAAGAGGUUACAGUGAAAGCACGGGAGGCAGGAUAUAUAUAAAUCUAGGGUUUGCCUUCAAAACCCUGCUGCCAGUUAUAAUCAGGUGACGGACUUUAUUACCUAAAUUAUUUUAAGAACU